Aspergillus oryzae RIB40 is the source of this 480-nucleotide messenger RNA. Its product is annotated as coiled-coil-helix-coiled-coil-helix domain-containing protein. Bases 1 to 480 code for a protein of 159 amino acids. NCBI's taxonomy places the organism in Eukaryota, Fungi, Ascomycota, Eurotiomycetes, Eurotiales, Aspergillaceae. Gene Ontology annotation, biological process: mitochondrial electron transport, NADH to ubiquinone. The transcript has 4 exons. The record is from RefSeq and is a predicted model, not a curated record.
AUGGCGGCCCGAGAACCUCAGUUCAACCAACAGGUCCUGGUGGACACCACGCCCAUGCCGGCGGACAUUCCCAGUGUCCAGGAAGUCGGCGCGACCUCGGCACCCCUGACUAGUGCGGCGUACUUUAUCGGCGACAGGUGCAAGGCCUUCAAUGAUGACUACAUGAAGUGCAAGCAGGAGGCCAAUGGAAGGGGGGAGUUCGAUUGUCUGAAGGAGGGACGGAAGGUGACGAGAUGUGCUGCUUCUGUUAUCAAAGAUAUCAACACCCACUGCCUGAAACAAUUCACCGCGCACUGGGAGUGUCUUGAGAACAACAACCACCAUCUGUGGGAGUGCCGGAAGCCCGAGAUGGAGCUGAAUAAGUGUGUCUUUGACAAGCUGGGCCUCAAGAAGACGAUCCCCGGCGCCCCCGAGGGCCAGACCCCGGUUCAUCUGCGUCCCAAGCAGAUUUAUGCUCAGUUCCCUGGUCCUCAGUAUUAG